This is a messenger RNA of Neurospora hispaniola, 1226 nucleotides long. RefSeq lists its product as uncharacterized. The record is from RefSeq and is a predicted model, not a curated record. The transcript is spliced from 2 exons. Lineage: Eukaryota; Fungi; Ascomycota; Sordariomycetes; Sordariales; Sordariaceae. The coding region runs from base 1 to 936 and encodes 311 amino acids.
AUGUUAUCUCUUGACAGUCACAUCGCGACAUGGAUUAUCUCCAUGCUCGCUAGCACCCUUUUUGGGCGGGUAGUAACAGCCGAAACCAUUGUCAUCAAAGCGGACGGGCUCGUCUUUGGCCCGGAGAUCAUCACCGCCAACAAGGGCGAUAUCCUCGAGUUCCACUUUUUGCCUAGCAACAACUCGGUCGUCAAGGGCUCCUUUGACCACCCGUGCGAGCCUGCGACGGCGGAUACCGAGGAACGGUUUUUCUCGGGGUUUUUGCCGGCGAAGAGUAAUGAAGAGAAUCCAUCAAUCUUCCGCGUGACCAUUGGCUCCACAGCCCCCUUCCCCUUCUACUGCUCCACCCCCGCCCACUGCUCAAAGGGCAUGAUCGGCAUUGUCAACGGUUCUCCCGACCAACUAGCCCAAUACAAAGACCAAGCCGCCCGCGAAGCCGCCGCCCAGCCCGACGGCGACUUCCCCUUUGACAAAAUGAACCCGCCUGACCCCUCUAAACCGUUCGGCGGCGAACUGCUCAAAAAUCCGGAUUAUGCCGCUUGGUAUGGUGGUGAUUCCUCUUCUUCUUCUACCACCGGUACUGGGACGGCGACAGGACCACAGGGGAGUGAUGGUUAUGGACAAGGUGCUCCUCCUCCUCCGCCGCCGCCGCCGCCGUCUCCACCUACUGCAUCGACACCUACUGUGUCGAGUCCUCCUGCUGCUGCUACUGCUGCAUAUACAACGACUGGGAGUGGUGAUACUACGACUGGGGCGGUGGGAGGUGUGACGGGGACGGUGGUGACUAGUACGGGAACGUUGACUUAUACGGUGACGAGCGAGAGUGGAGUGCCGGCUGCUUCGAGUGCGCCGCCUGCUGCUAAUGGGGCGGUGGUUGUUGGUGCCAGUAGGGGAAUCUUUGGGUUAGUGGCUGGUUUGAUUGCUUUGGUCCUUUGAGGUUCUUUUACGGGAAUGAGUGAUGGUGGGUUUGAUGAUGGAAAAUUGCAGGCACUUUUACAGCUAGGAAACUAAUGGAUUGUAAAAUGGAAGCUUUUCACAUUCAAAAAGUAAUCAAGAUGUCCGGAUACAAUCUCAAAGUGUGGUGGUGGAAAAAAGAAGGAGUGUCCUCGACGACACACAGUCUUGCGCUUGUCUUGGGCCGAUGCUAAAAAGCAACAAAUCAAAAAGAUCAGGUAUAGCUACCCGAUAAUCCUCGAUCCACCCAGGGGUCGAACCUGGAACCUCCU